This is a messenger RNA of Colletotrichum higginsianum IMI 349063, 2757 nucleotides long. Its product is annotated as Binuclear zinc transcription factor. The transcript has 6 exons. Lineage: Eukaryota; Fungi; Ascomycota; Sordariomycetes; Glomerellales; Glomerellaceae. The record is from RefSeq and is a predicted model, not a curated record. Gene Ontology annotation, cellular component: nucleus. Gene Ontology annotation, biological process: DNA-templated transcription; regulation of DNA-templated transcription. Gene Ontology annotation, molecular function: DNA binding; zinc ion binding; DNA-binding transcription factor activity, RNA polymerase II-specific. Bases 1 to 2757 code for a protein of 918 amino acids.
AUGGAUACCGACGACGGCGUACUAUCGGAGCUUCCGGGCUCUGCCGCUAAUGGCUCCGAGCCGCUGGCAUGUGUAACCUGCCGGUCCCGAAAGCUAAAGUGUGACCGAGUGAAGCCGACAUGUAGUCGGUGCUUGAAAGUAAAGGGGGAAUGUGUGUAUCCUGAAUCGAGAAGAAAACCCGCCUUCAAGCGGAAGAAUGUCAAGGAGCUCGAGGAGAGACUGGCACAGGUGGAAGAUCUUCUCAAGGAAGCCGGCAAGACCAAUGGAGCGGUGUCGUAUGAGGGUGACCUGGAUAGCCGAGUCAAUGUCGGCAUGGAUGAUUUCCAUGUCGAUCUCGAGACGCUCAUGGCAAUGCAGAACGGGACGUUUGACGACAAAACAAAUUUCUUGUCUGGAGUACCUGGGGAUGGAUCUCAGGUGCCCGGCUUUGCCGAAUCAUCGGGGGAGCUCAUGGGGCUUGGGCUCUCGGAAGCCCUACCCCCUUUUGAGAUGAUGGAAGAGCUCAACAAGAGCUUCUUUGAACGCCAGCAGCAUUUCAUCCCCAUCAUACACCCUGGCCGAUACCUGCAGUCCUUCUACUCGGCGCCUCACAAGCGCCCUCCCAUGUGUUUGCAAUAUGCCGUCUGGGCCAUGGCAUCUAACGGACAUGAAAAAUACUCCCAGUACCACGAUAUCUUUUACAAGCGAGCUCGGCAAUACGCGGAUGCUGAUGAGAUGAAGGGGUUCGGCGAGCACUUCCUGACGGUGCAACACGCCCAAGCGUGGGCACUCAUUGCGACAGACGAAGCAAGGUCUUUGUUCUUCACGCGAGCCGCCAUGAGCUCGGCCAAGUGUGUCCGUCUCGUGGAAAUGAUGGGCCUGCACCGCAUCGACGGCGAUGGCCAGGAGAUGGCGCCCACCCUGGCGCCGCCUACCUCGUGGGUCGACCUCGAGGAGCGAAGGCGAGCCUUCUGGGGCGCCUACUGCAUCGACUGCCACGCAAGUAUCGCCACCGGAUGGCCGACGCUGAUCGACCCCAAUGAGAUCUCGACGCACCUUCCCUCAUCCGAGGAAGCCUUCAACUCGGCCCGCGAGGAGACGACGUCCACCCUGCCAGAGGCAUUCAAAGGCGCCUCGUAUUCGACGUUUGCGGGAGCCGUCGUCAUCUGUUACAUCUUCAAUAAGCUCCUGAAGCACGUUCACUGGGAAAGGCCGACCGACAGGCCCUCGGACGUCGAGUACGGCGAGUUCUGGAACCGGCACAGAGACAUCGACAACAUGCUCUCGAGCGCCUUCAUGUUUCUCCCAGAACGCUUCCGGUUGCCUCAGAGCAUGCGCGAUCCUACGGCCGUCCACACGAACCUCAACCUCCACGCCUCGGUCAUUUGCCUACACCAUGCGGCGAUUGACAGGGUCGAGCAAUACAAGCUACCGGAUAACCUGAAAAUGGCGUCACAACUCAGGCUGCGGACGGCGGCAGAGGAGGUGGUGAAUAUCGUGAAGUUGACGAGUCACAUGAACUCGGGCUACAAGAGCCCCAUGGUCGCCCUAUCGUUGUACUCGGCUGCGUCGGUGUAUGUGUACAUGGCCAAGUGCAACCCUGAAGCCGGCAUAUCGAGGAUGGACUUGCAGAGCCUCAAGUUCAUCAUCAGCGCCAUGGAGGCGAUCGGACGGAAGCACAUCAUCACGCAGGCCUUCCUUCAGCAAAUCUUCAUGGACGUUGAGCGAAACGGCCUAUCGGACAUCAUCGACCUUCCCAGCCUGACCAGCUACAAAAACCUGUUUGGCUGGACUUGUUCCAAUAUCCCACUCCUCGCAAGAAGCUCCAUAUCAAAGCAUACCGAGAUCCAGUCGCCCCUGCCUGGCCGGCUGCCGCUCGGCAACCCCAAGGGCACAGCCUACGAGCACUCCCUCACGACGGAAUCCGGAUGCAACUCCUUGGUACCCAACUCGGCCAACAUCCACAGCGCGGUCGAGAGCGCCGGUGUCGCCGGCCUUCGACUUGGCAAGUUUGACAGAGUCAUCGCACCGACCUCGCCAGCGAGCGAAGCCCGCGACAAUGGCCCGAACAAGAGAAGACGGACAUCGCUGACAGCCAGCCCGGAGGAAGCCACUCACGCCAAGGCCGGGGUGUUCAGCGGGACCUUCCCCUCCAACGCAAACAUGCGGGCCGCGCCGCCCCCCUCGAGCAACGGAAUCGACGGUGUGGGCGGUUUCGGGAUGGGUCUAUUGCGCGCGACGGGCAUGAUGAAGUCGGCGCCGAGUCCGCAGAUCAGCCUGCCGCAUCGGAGCUCCCCGGCAUCGGUGGCGUCGCCCUCGUCGGCGUUCAACAAGAGCACGCCCUCACAAUCAACGGGAAGCAAUAGCAACAGUAACAGCAGCGGCAGCGGCAGCAGCAGCAGCAACGCAACGCCCGGUAUCGGGCACGGCGACGCGUGGCCGGAGGAUCGGAGCACGCGGAGCAGCCACAACGGCGGCGGCAACGCCAACGAGAUUAUUGACAUUACGAGCAUCCAGAACGCCAUGAUGGGAGGUGCGGGAAUGGGGGCGGCGACGUCGUCGUCUUCUUCGUCGACGUGGGAUUCGAGGGGGCUGCAGUACGCGCCGAGCGCGGACCCGACUUCGUUUAUGAAUCUGAACUUCGAUUCGAUCCCGCCGGGCAUGGGCAUCGACCCGUGGACGAUGCUGGCGAACAUGGACGAGAUGACGUGGAUCGAUGCUGGGGAGGUGGCGGCCGUCGCCGCAGAUGCGAAUGAGACUGGAGGAGGCACGGCAUAG